Molecule: messenger RNA, 1500 nt
Organism: Trichosporon asahii var. asahii CBS 2479
Lineage: Eukaryota; Fungi; Basidiomycota; Tremellomycetes; Trichosporonales; Trichosporonaceae
Exons: 6
Coding region: 1-1500 (499 amino acids)
Biological process (GO): biosynthetic process
Molecular function (GO): pyridoxal phosphate binding
Source: RefSeq, a predicted model, not a curated record
AUGAGCGACGACGGACAGCGAACCCCAGUCGAGAACGACCCCGAACUCGCCGCUGAGGAGGUCGAGCUCGAAUUUGACGACCCCGAGCUCUACCACGACAUUGCCCACAACCACGAGCAUGCGUCCGAGGCGCACCAGCUGCUGCGUUCUUACAUCGGACAGAAGCACCAGGAGCAGGAGGAGACUGUCCCUGGUGUUCUCCACCCUGGAGCGACCGGUGUCAUCUACUGCACCGACCGCGCGAUGGCGAACGGAUUCUCGUACGCGUCCAAAACAGACUGGAGCAACAUGGGCCAGGGCGCACCGUACACUGGCCCACUACCUGGUGCCUCUCCGCGACCGGAGGGCAUCGACUUCAACGACUACGACUGCGACAUCCACGAGUACGCCCCCACGGUGGGACUCAAGGCGCUGCGCGAGGCCGUUGCGAACCUGUACAACGUCGAGUACCGCCAGGGCAAAGACUCGAAGUACACGUACGAGAAUGUGUGCAUCGUGCCCGGUGGCCGUGCUGGAAUGUCUCGUGUGGCGGCAGUCAUCGGCGAUGUCUACUGUGGCUACCAGAUCCCCGAGUACACGACCUACUCGGAGGUGCUGUCGGUGUUCAAGCGCCUGCUGCCCAUCCCGACCGCGCUCGAGGCGCAGGACGACUACAAGCUCAACAUUGCCGAGCUGAAGAAGGCGGCCAAGAUUCUGUCGCUCAGCGUCAUCGUCGCCUCCAACCCCCGCAACCCGACUGGCCAGGUCAUCCAGGGCGACGAUCUUAAGGAGCUCGUUCGCAUGGGAGACGGCAACACCACCUGGUACUGCUACCACGACGACCCGAACAUGCUGGGCAAGUCGAUCUCUGGCGCCGAGCACGUGAACAAUGUAAACGAGGAUGCAGUCGUCAUCAUCGACGGACUGACGAAGGGUUUCCGCCUCCCCGGCUGGCGUGUGUGCUGGGUCCUUGGACCGAAGAACCUGAUCUCUGCCAUCUCCCAGUCCGGCUCCUUCCUGGACGGCGGCGCCUCGCACCCGAUGCAGGUCAUGGCGCUGCCACUCCUCGACCCGAAGCGCGUCAUGCAGGACAAGAUUGCGCUGCAGACGCACUUCCGCGAGAAGCGCGACCACGUCCUCGCGCGUCUGGCCGCCAUGGGCCUACCCGUCCGCGUCCCGCCCCGCGCGACGUUCUACAUCUGGCUCGACCUCUCCCCUCUCCCGGCGCCGCUCAACAAUGGCCUCACCUUUUUCGAGGAGCUGCUCAAGGAGAAAGUCAUCUGUGUCCCCGGUCUGUUCUUCGAUGUGAACCCCGCCAAGCGACGCAACCUGUUUGAGUCGCCGUGCCACCACUUUGUCCGCCUCUCGUUCGGCCCGCCGAUGGAGGUCCUCGACCGCGGCCUCGACGGUAUGGAGCGACUCGUCAAGCGCCACCUCGACCAGGAGCACCGCGCGGGCGAGUACGUCCAGUCCCCGACUACUGCCCGCUUCCCGGGCAUCGACCACGGUCACCACAUCUAA